This is a messenger RNA of Prorocentrum cordatum, 980 nucleotides long. Lineage: Eukaryota; Dinophyceae; Prorocentrales; Prorocentraceae. The record is from the annotation of a GenBank genome assembly.
CUCCCUCCUCCUUCCUCCUCCUCUUCCUCCUCCUCCUCCUCCCUCCUCGUCGUCCCUCAUCAUCCCUUCUCUCGCCUGCGUUCUCCCUCCUCCCGUGUCCCUCCUCGGGGGAGGUGUCAGCGCAACGCGAGAGUACGUCGGCUCAAGGUCCCAAAGCCUGACGCUGCGCUGCAACAAAGAAACGGUCGUUCAUCGCCUGCCAAGUCUGGGGGAUGCCAGCCGCACCAUCCGCCAAGUUCGCGCUGGUGCUGCUGCUGCUUCUGGGCGGCUGCCCCCCUUGCGCCAGAGCUGCCAAACCCGUGGGUUUCGUGGGCGCCCGCGACUGGAGCGCGGGGCAUCCAGGGCAGCGGCCGAGGCUCCUGAGGUACGAGGGCUCGUUCCAGGAGGACUUCUCGGACGAUCUGCCAGAUGGCAAGCGCGUCGUGAAGAGUAGCGACGUCCAGAAAGUGACGAACGCCGUGGUUCUCGACAAGCACCAUCUGACCGCUCUCGCUGCACAGGCAAACCAGACCUACAACACCGGGCUGGGGUUGGAGGAGAGGUCCUCGUGCACUACAAGCAGAUGCUCGAGACUGGCGCCACCGCUGGUGAGUUGGCGGGUGGCCUGAAGGCCAUCCAGGAGACCAUCGCAGCGCGUGGAAGGACGCGGUGGUGCAAAGCAGGGGCGCGAUCGAGAAUUUCAAGGCAGCCAGGGACGGCCUGGAGGACGCGAUCAAGGUCUACGGCGACACCCUCGAGUCGCGGUGAGACCCUUCGCCAACGUGAGCGGCCCGCGCCCCGCCCCGCGCGAGGACGGCGGCCCGCGCCCCGCGCAGCCCGAGCCCGGCCAGGCCAGAACGGAGGCCGGCCACGCGCACAGGGGGGGGGGCAGAGGGGAAGGUCCCCCCUCCCCCUCGAGUCCAGAAAAAAUCGCGACGGGGUCGCCGCCGCUGCGGCGCCCGAGGCUGCCGCCGCGCGGCGAGGCGCCUGCUCGAGGGCGG